Scleropages formosus (Asian bonytongue) is the source of this 2103-nucleotide messenger RNA. It is a transcript of the gene creb3l3l, whose product is annotated as cAMP responsive element binding protein 3-like 3 like. The transcript has 10 exons. NCBI's taxonomy places the organism in Eukaryota, Metazoa, Chordata, Actinopteri, Osteoglossiformes, Osteoglossidae. The record is from RefSeq and is a predicted model, not a curated record. Gene Ontology annotation, molecular function: DNA-binding transcription factor activity, RNA polymerase II-specific; RNA polymerase II cis-regulatory region sequence-specific DNA binding. Bases 74 to 1546 code for a protein of 490 amino acids. Gene Ontology annotation, biological process: regulation of transcription by RNA polymerase II. Gene Ontology annotation, cellular component: nucleus.
CAGGACGGCAGGAAAUAGAGGAAGACAACACGUAAGUGUUUAUUUUCACCGACAGAUCAGCGCACAGAAGAAGAUGUCAGUUACUGAAACCUUUCCUGAUAUGGAUGAUUCAGACCUCCUGGGCCUGCUCUUGCAGGGCGAUAACCAUGGAGCAGAUGACCCCUUCCCUGCCGACGGGAACUCGUUCAUCGAGGAGUGGCUUUGUGGCCAGGAUAUUCUGAACAGUAUGGAUACAGAGGACUUCCUGAACAGUUUGCUAGGGGAGAGCGAGCCUCUUCCGAACCAAUCUCUGUCCCCUCUAGGCAGUGACAGUGGCAUCUCUGACAUCAGUAAUCCACUGUGCUCCAGUCCCGGAACCAGUGAUGCGGACCCUGCCCCUUCCCCCAGCCCAACAUCCUUGGGCUUUGUUCUGUCACAAGAUUUGGAGCCUGACACUGUGAAGAUGGCAGAGAUCACAGAGGUGAUCCACGUGGACCACUGCUACUCUCUUGGACAGGGCCAGCUUUUCGACGAUAUGCUGGAGAGUGUGAGAUCAGAGCAGCCAGAUACCGAUGUGUUCAUUGAUCUGGAUACAGACAACUGGGAUGGCGACACUGUGCUAGAAACUUGUUCUGCUGAGCUCCCCUGCACACUGGCCAUAGAGGAUGCUUCACCUUGCAAUAAAGCAAAUGAGUUCCAGUUCAAGGAAAUCGUUCUGACAGCAGAAGAAAAAAGACUUCUUGCAAAGGAAGGUGCCACUUUACCAACCCACAUGCCUCUCACAAAGCCAGAAAAUUGCAGUUCAUUUAUCGCAAUUCCUCUAAACGUGCUUCAGGCUGAGGAGAGAACUUUAAAGCGGGUAAGGAGAAAGAUCCGGAACAAGCAGUCUGCACAAGAGAGCCGGAAGAAGAAAAAAGUGUACGUGGAUGGAUUGGAGAACAGAGUGGCGGUCUGCACUGCUCACAACCAAGAACUGCAGAAAAAGGUUCAAAUUCUGCAAAAACAAAAUAUGUCUCUGAUUGAGCAGGUGCGAAAGCUGCAGUCUCUCAUCAAACUCUCAACCAUGAAGACAAGUACAACGAGCACUUGUCUCAUGGUUUUCCUCUUGUCUUUCUGCCUGAUCAUCUUCCCUUCUGUCAACCCUUUUGGCAAAAGUGGGGGUCAGAAAGAUCUCUAUGCCCCAUCAGGAGUACUAUCGAGGACUAUCCGCUCUAUUCCUGUCACGGAGAGCGAGGACGUCUCCUCUGAUGUGCCGUUCGAUGACAAGCUCAAUCUAGUGUCUGAGGCAGAGGCCCAGAAAGCCAUGUUCUUCAGCAGUCAAAACCACACUCCAGACUACCAGAAGGUGGAACAAUCGGAGUCUGAGUCUGGAGUCAACAGCAACUCCUCUUCUGAUUUUACAACAGCAGCCAAGCCUGACUUGAAACCUGCUCGCUCUGGUGCAGAAAGGCACCAUGACCCUUCUGUGCCCUCCAUUGAGUACCAGGUUAUGGGGUCUGAAGAAAACUGGAUUGACCAGAAACCAAUCACAGUCUACAUACAGAAACACCAUUCUGAUGAAAUGUAGAAAAAAAAAAAAAAACAAAAAGGCUGAAGUGAAAUUUUGUUCCAAAGGCUUUUCUGAAGUUUUGCCUUCUGUAGGGGAACACAUCAAUAGAGCUUUAACAAGUUCUAUUCUUUUCCUGGUGAAAUGCCUGUUGGUGUUCAAACAUCAUUCGCAGAACUUACAAAUGUUAUUUUUAUGUUUACCUCCUGGGGGGAAAAAGGCAUUAUAAACACUGACAUUUUCUGUAGAUUAAUACUGAUAAAUGCCUUUUUUGCUAUGUAAAUGGUUUCAUAAUUGUCUAAGCCAGGGGUCUCAAACUACUGGCCCACAAGAUGUUGUAAUACAGCCCCCAUUACCUUGCACAGUGUCAGUGCAUUUGGUCCACAAGUAAACUCGUUCACUCGUGUCCGUUAUUGUUCUGCUGUUAAAACUAAGUUAGCAAGUGAAGCGUUCUGGGCUACACACUUUUAGGAAGUUAACAGGUAGUUGUAAUUUCUGCCAGUUUGGCUUUUUUGAAAUCAAAAAGAAAAACUGAUCUUGAGCCGAGACAAUUUAAAAAAAAAAAAAAAAUGACUAUU